Molecule: messenger RNA, 1487 nt
Organism: Leopardus geoffroyi (Geoffroy's cat)
Lineage: Eukaryota; Metazoa; Chordata; Mammalia; Carnivora; Felidae
Gene: RIBC2
Product: RIB43A domain with coiled-coils 2
Exons: 5
Coding region: 169-1098 (309 amino acids)
Source: RefSeq, a predicted model, not a curated record
GAGGUCGCAGAAGGACUGAAAGCUUGCGGAGCCGGCUCGAUUCGCACCCGCCCGGCCUCCUAGGGAGCCAGCCUGGCUUAGGCUGCAGCUUGUUUUAUUUUGGUUGUCUUUCCUUUUUCAUCUCGUUUGUCUUAAAACCCCCUCAGAGUUUCUUCGCGAUUUCCAGCCAUGGAGAUAGUGCAGCCCAGAGACCUGGAGCGGUACUUAAGCCUGGCCAAGAGGAGGCACGGGGAGCUGUGCCGGCAGAAACGGAUCUUCAACGCCAGGAACAGGAUCAUCGGGGGAGACACAGACGCCUGGGAUGCUCAGGUUCAUGACCAGAAGAUAAGAGAAGCAACCGAAAAAGCUAGACAUGAAACUUUUGCUGCUGAAAUGAGGCAAAAUGACAAAAUCACAUGCAUAUUAGAAGGCCGAGAAAGGAGAGAUAGGAAAAGCCUCUGUAAAGCCAUCAAUGAUUUCCAGCAGACCUUCCAGAAGCCAGAAACUCGCCGUGAAUUUGACCUAUCUGACCCCCUGGCCCUUAGGAAAGAUCUCCCAGCCAGGCAGUCGGAUAACGAUAUUCGGAAUACAUUAUCGGGAAUGCAGAAAUUCAUGGGAGAGGAUUUAAACUUCCACGAGAGGAAGAAAUUCCAGGAGGAACAAAACCGAGAAUGGUCCUUACAACAGCAGAGGGAACGGGAGAGUGCCCGUGCCCACCAAAGAUGUGCAGAGGACCUCUACUUCAAGACAAGGCUGCAGUUUGAUGAAACGGCCAAGCAUUUACAGAGUCUGGAAAGUGCCACCAGAAAGGCGGUUUGUGCAGCUGUGAAAGAAUUCAACAGGAACCAGGACAGUGACAUCUACCUAAACGGCCAUCCAGCACUGCUCUGGCAUCUUGUCUUGGUCUCACUUCUUUGUCACCUCUCUGAGCUCAUCCUCAUCAAGACCAGGUCCUGGCACUCACUAAGGGCAACAAUCAUCAUGUUGAUGAUCGGGGCUCCUGACACCUCCCUCCUCUCUAAACUCUGCGGGACCUCCUCCCAAACUCUCCACCUCCGGCCUUUUGCUCUGCCCGGUCCCUCACUGGCCUUGCUUCAAGCUCUCUCUUCCUCCAGUUAAUCAGACCCCGGCUCCAGACUUCUUUACAAAUGCAGUUCUACCUCCUGGGUGGGAUGGGGGCCACCGUGGAUUCAUUUAUCCUGUGAACUAGUUGCCCAGAACUGUGGUCUGUGGAGUAGGGCAGGCGGGACGAUGAGCUGGGGAGCAGGAAGGGAUAGGAGAACUCUGCUGCAGUGUUUUUGCAGCCUCGCCGUGUUUAACUCCCAUGUGUGCAUGUGUACUAUGAAGCACUGUUCAUGUGUGGUCUAAUGGUAUCACGCUGUGAGAUAAAUAUAUUGGAGACACAAGCUCAAAAAUGUCCUGCUGGUGGGACAUUUAUGUAAUCAAAACCUCCGGGAGAGGCGGGACCAGAGACCAGAGACCAGAGAGAAUGUUGGUUUUCAGCGGGG